AUGACCGGUUGUUCUGUACCGCUGUGUGCCGCUUCGUCGGCAAAGGGAGUCCGAUGCUUCCGCUUUCCCCAAGAAAAGGCGCGAAGAAGGAAAUGGGAGUCCUGCAUCAAACGUGAUCGCUGGAAGGCAAGUCACACCUCGAGGAUCUGCGAGCGCCACUUCGAAGAAGACCAGUACGAGAUGAACCGACAAGAUGGGCGGCGACUUCUCAAGCGGACGGCUGUACCUACGUUGUUUGAUUUCAGACUGCAGCCGAAGCGAAGAAAGCCCCCCGCACCGCGAGCUCCUCCGGCUGAUCGUGGAGGUGCCACCACUGCAGGUCCGUCGUCAAUUUCUGCGGCAGAAGUCUCGGACCAAGAAGAUUCUGGCACGGAGGACACUCAGCCAAACCCCAUUUUAGAAGAAAAUGUGCACGACCGCCUGAACGAUACAGUUGAUAUCGUGACACUGCAUACAAGUGAACUGCAGAAAACUUUGCAAGACACAAAAAGGAAAAACUGCGAGUUGGAAGAAAGCCUGUCAGCUGCAAAAAAGAAGUUAAAAAGAGCUCUAAGAAAAACAAGGCAGCUAGAAACAAAGCUUUCCACCUUGACUAGAAAUUUGACAUUUCUGAACGAGGACCAAAAACGUGAGCAUGCUCUUGUGCUCAUGAAAGAAUAUGUUCAAGGGGAGAAACACCUCACUUACGUCAGCCUGGAAGUCUUCAACUUUGUUUCUUGUUGUGAGGGGGUAUUUAAAGCGUUCUCAGAAGAAGAGGACAUUUGUCUUUUGAAGAGCCCAAUGAAGACCAUAACACGACUUAUUGAGCAAUCUGUUCCUGUACCCCGUGUUGAGUGCAGCAAACACCCUGAUCUAAUACGCAAGUUAUUGGAGCGUUUUGUCGUGAUGCGCCUGCGCAUUUACUUGCAUUGGCUAAGUCAGCCGGAAGAGUCAGAUGAUGGUUAUGGUAGUAAAACAGUCGCCGGUACAAACCUGCAGUGA
Messenger RNA from Ixodes scapularis (black-legged tick), 981 nucleotides. Its product is annotated as THAP domain-containing protein 1-like. The record is from RefSeq and is a predicted model, not a curated record. The coding region runs from base 1 to 981 and encodes 326 amino acids. NCBI's taxonomy places the organism in Eukaryota, Metazoa, Arthropoda, Arachnida, Ixodida, Ixodidae. The transcript is spliced from 4 exons. Gene Ontology annotation, molecular function: sequence-specific DNA binding.